This is a messenger RNA of Huiozyma naganishii CBS 8797, 2367 nucleotides long. It is a transcript of the gene ACO2, whose product is annotated as aconitate hydratase ACO2. Gene Ontology annotation, biological process: tricarboxylic acid cycle. Bases 1 to 2367 code for a protein of 788 amino acids. Gene Ontology annotation, molecular function: aconitate hydratase activity; 4 iron, 4 sulfur cluster binding. Lineage: Eukaryota; Fungi; Ascomycota; Saccharomycetes; Saccharomycetales; Saccharomycetaceae. The record is from RefSeq and is a predicted model, not a curated record. The transcript has a single exon. Gene Ontology annotation, cellular component: mitochondrion; cytosol.
AUGCUGUCUGCAAGAGGAGCGCUUAGGAGAAAUCUUGCUAGCUUCUCAAAGAUCCCAAAUGUUUCCAAGGAUUUCCAGACGAGGAUGCCCCCAUACACCAAGUUGUUAACCAACUUAACAAAAGUCAAAGAAAUUACAGGUAACACUCCGCUGACCUUAGCGGAGAAGAUCCUUUACUCGCAUUUGACAAACCCAGAAGAGUCAUUAUCCAGUAGUGUGCCGCUGAGCGAUGUUCGUGGUAAGCAGUACUUGAAAUUGUCCCCGGACAGAGUAGCAAUGCAAGAUGCCUCUGCUCAAAUGGCCAUGCUGCAGUUUAUGACUACUGGGCUUGCACAAACAGAGGUGCCAGCAUCUUUCCAUUGUGACCAUUUGAUCGUAGGGAAAGACGGUGAGGCUCCCGAUUUGAAGCAGUCUUUGGUAACAAACAAGGAAGUUUUCGACUUCCUAGAAUCUUGUGGUGAGAAAUAUGGUAUCACUUUUUGGGGCCCAGGUUCCGGUAUCAUUCAUCAGAUCGUCUUGGAAAACUACAGUGCUCCUGGGCUGAUGAUGCUCGGCACGGACUCGCACACUCCAAAUGCAGGUGGACUGGGUGCCAUCGCUAUCGGUGUUGGUGGUGCUGAUGCCGUCGAUGCCCUAACGGGGACACCUUGGGAAUUGAAAGCUCCAAAAGUGAUGGGUGUUCGUUUGACAGGUAAACUGAGCGGCUGGUCCGCCCCCAAGGACGUCAUUACCAAGAUUGCUGGUGAAUUGACUGUAAGGGGUGGUACUGGAUACAUCAUCGAAUACUUUGGCGAGGGGGUCGAAACUUUGUCCUGUACAGGGAUGGCUACAAUCUGUAACAUGGGUGCGGAAGUAGGUGCUACUACCUCUACAUUCCCUUACCAAGAAGCCCACAGACGUUACUUGAAGGCUACUGGGAGAAAACAAAUCGCGGAUGCCGCAGACGUUGCUCUUGGAGAAUACGGUUUCUUGAAACCAGAUGAAGGCGCUGAAUACGAUAAAGUUUUGGAAAUCAAUCUUUCCGAGUUGGAACCUCACAUCAACGGUCCUUAUACCCCGGAUCUGUCAACUCCAAUCUCCAAGUAUGCAGAGACUUCCAAAAAGGAAAACUGGCCACAGAAUAUCUCGGUCGGGUUGAUUGGGUCUUGUACAAACUCGUCUUACCAGGACAUGUCGCGUGUCAUUGAUUUGGUGAACCAAGCCUCCGCUGCUGGAUUGAAACCUAAAAUUCCAUUUUUUGUCACCCCUGGUUCCGAACAAAUUAGAGCAACUCUGGAGAGAGACGGUAUAAUUAAAAAAUUCAAGGACAACGGGGCCAUAGUGCUAGGUAACGCGUGUGGUCCAUGUAUUGGCCAAUGGGAUAGACAGGAUAUUCCAAAAAAGUCCCAGGAAAUUAACUCCAUUUUCACCUCUUUUAACAGAAACUUCAGGGCAAGAAAUGACGGUAAUAGAAACACAAUGAAUUUCUUGACCUCUCCUGAAAUUGUCACUUCCAUGAUCUACUCCGGUAGUGCCCAAUUCAAUCCAUUGACUGACUCGAUCAAAACCGAUAAAGGUGAACUAUUCAAAUUCAGUCCACCAAGAGGAGAAGAACUACCUUCGAAAGGAUUUGAACAUGGUAGAGACGAAUUCUAUCCAAAGCCUGAUCCAAAGCCCGAUUCUUCUGUCGAAAUUAAGGUAUCCCCGACUUCAGACCGUUUGCAGCUGUUAGAACCAUUCAAAGCUUGGGACGGUAAGGAAUUGAAAACCAAUGUCUUACUAAAGGUGGAAGGGAAAUGUACCACUGAUCACAUUUCAGCCGCUGGUGUUUGGUUGAAGUACAAGGGUCACUUGGAAAACAUUUCUUACAACACAUUGAUUGGUGCUCAGAAUAAGGAAACCGGCGAGGUGAACAAGGCCUACGACCUGGACGGAAAAGGAUUUGAUAUCCCAGGUUUGAUGAUGAAGUGGAAGAACGAAAAUAGACCUUGGACUGUUGUAGCUGAAGACAACUACGGUGAAGGUUCAGCUAGAGAGCAUGCUGCCCUAUCACCUAGAUUUUUAGGCGGUAGAAUAAUUUUAGUUAAGUCCUUUGCUAGAAUUCACGAGACUAACUUGAAGAAGCAAGGUAUGCUGCCUCUUACAUUUGCAAAUGAAGCUGACUACGAUAAGAUUUCAGCUGGUGAUGUACUAGAAACAGUUAAUCUUGCUGAUAUGAUUGCCAGGAACGGUGAUAAUGGAGGAGAGAUUGACGUCAAAAUCAUCAAGCCAGAUGGGAACUCAUUCACAAUUAAGGCGAAACACACCAUGUCUAAAGACCAAAUAGAUUUCUUCAAGGCAGGUUCUGCAAUCAACUAUAUUGGCCAACAGAAAAGGGAAAAGACCUGA